Xylaria bambusicola is the source of this 2186-nucleotide messenger RNA. Its product is annotated as cytochrome P450. Lineage: Eukaryota; Fungi; Ascomycota; Sordariomycetes; Xylariales; Xylariaceae. Gene Ontology annotation, molecular function: oxidoreductase activity, acting on paired donors, with incorporation or reduction of molecular oxygen; heme binding; iron ion binding. The record is from RefSeq and is a predicted model, not a curated record. The transcript is spliced from 6 exons. Bases 419 to 1999 code for a protein of 526 amino acids.
CUCAAGAGGUAAGAGGGCUGUACUCCACCUGAGCAUGUUUCUUAGGUUGUAGCUGCAGUCAGUAUUAUUAUCACUUCACACUUAUUCUCCCAUUAUAAGGCGCAGAUUGCCACACGCGUUGAACAUCAUCAUACGCCAGCUUACGUGUGCAGCCUGCAGACUCCAGUGAGACAAACCUUCGCAGUCAGCAGCGAGGCCUUUUAGCCCUUCCUUGGUUGGAACAUAUUGGUGGACUAUGGAGACUAGUAGCACACACCUGGGCUGCAGGAGGCGUAGCCGGUUACAAGCAGAUUCGGACGUCGAUAGUACUUUGUGAGACCUAUCCUAUAUUUUCUUUCAAACCUGUUUAUUCAUCUGAGUCACAAGGCGCAGCCAAUGCUCAUAGUAUAUUAUCGCGUUGCAAAGUUCUCACCGAAUUAUGCUGGCUUUACAUGUCCAGAGUGCGGCUGUCGCCGUAUCCGCUACUUUCUUCUUCAUUGUGCUUCUCUAUGUUAUAUUCCUGGAGUCAUUUGCUCGAAGAAGACUCCCAAAAGGCCUUCCAACUGUAGGGUUCGGAAGUGGACCGUUCUUCGCGUCCCGAGCAUCCAUAAGCCAGCUACUUGUGACAUUGAAUACCGUAGACCAGGGUUACAGACAGUAUGGAGCCAGACAACAUGCAUUCGUAAUCCCAACCCCAAGCUUUCGCCCGCUAGUCUUGCUCCCACAGCAGUAUGUUCAAUGGCUCGCUCGGCAGCCCGAAAGCAUACUGGAUCACGAGCCUGUGAACUAUGAUAGGCAGAGUGUCAAAUACUUUCCUUUUUCAUUUGAUUUUAAAAAGCUUCAGAUCGCCAUGAAGAUGAGCCUUACCAAGGGGCUUAAUCUGACGCUCGACGCAUCACAACCACAUAUGUAUAAGUGCAUCCAAGAUGCUAUCGAUUCAGGCUUGGGUACCGAUGCAGAAGGGUGCUGGAAAGAAGUACGGCUCAUCCAAAGAGUCCGAGAAAUUGCCGAUAAUGCCGUUAUUAGUGUGUUUUUAGGAUCGGAGUUGAGUAACGACAAAGCAUUUCGGCGCCUCCUACAUCAUUUCUAUUAUGGCCUAGGGAUACUCCUUGAAUUUGUUGGACUCUUUCCAGUGGGACUACUGAGGUUGAUUGUUGCGAAUUCUCUUUACCUAUACCUCAUGGCCGUUAAGAAGAUAUGUAUAACCUACUAUCUCAGAUCAGUAAUAUCCAAGCGAAUCGCCCAGCUUGAUUCCAGAGCCAACGACGUCGAUGAGUCUUCUGAUUUUGUGGUUCAGUGUAUCCGAACUGUCAGGAAGCUCGAAUUCCCUCUUGGCAGGGACGAGGCCACUUUCAUAUCCGAAUUACUAAUGUUUUUGGUGGCAGUGGGAGGUCUCUCAAUAAACUCGACGCUUGUAGCCUGUGCCGUACACAUUUUUGGUCAUGAAGGGCAACAACAAAAUAUAUACUCGGUUCUACGUCAAGAAGCUGAGUCGAUAUUCAAGUCUGAUGCGGACUGGACGUCGCCAAACUCACUGGAAUGUUUAGUCAACAUCGACAGUUGCGUGCGCGAAACCGGCCGUCUCAAUCCCACAUUGGCAUUUGUCCUUACGAAGCAAGUCAUUCCUAAAGAUGGCAUUAUGCUCCCUGAUGGUUCCCACGUACCCCAUGGUACCUGGGUCGGUGUACCUGCAGAGGCAAUCCACACAGAUGAUUCAAUAUACCCAGAUGCGCAUACGUUUGAUGCUCUACGGUUUGCGAACAUGAGAGUGGAAGGUAAACCCAACAGGAGCUUGGAGUCAUCAGAGCCCAACGAUACCUACUUUUUCUUUAGUUAUGGUCGAGCCGCAUGUCGUGGGCGUUGGUUCGCUACACGAGUAAUAAAGCUCUUCCUGGCCUAUCUGAUACUUCACUAUGACAUCAAGCCCUUGCAGGGUGAUAUAAAGAAGUACGAGAUAGCUGAUACACAGUUCUAUGACUCAACAGCUGAGAUGGUAGUACGUAAACGAAAGUUGAAUUGACUGCAGUGGAAUGACUAGGCGCAUACGAUGAGGUUCUACCUACCUGUGGAGAUCUACGUGGGGAUACAUGCUCAGGAGAGGAAUUAAUCAUUUCAGUUCCCAAACAAUAAUAGUUCUUCAAGUUAUUUUAACGGCCUAGAUAACUCUCAUUUAUACACAAAGGCUUCCUUAUAGCACAAAUACAAAU